Messenger RNA from Blastomyces gilchristii SLH14081, 270 nucleotides. RefSeq lists its product as uncharacterized. The transcript is spliced from 2 exons. Bases 1 to 270 code for a protein of 89 amino acids. The record is from RefSeq and is a predicted model, not a curated record. NCBI's taxonomy places the organism in Eukaryota, Fungi, Ascomycota, Eurotiomycetes, Onygenales, Ajellomycetaceae.
AUGUUUCAGCGCAGCAAAGCGUGGAGUCUCUUCCAGUCUAAUCUUGGUGAAACUGUCUGGAAUUUGAAGACAAUGGUCAGAUUCGGGCUUAAUCCGUCUCCAGGUUAUCUCAUUGUGAUGGUAGAUUCAGAGUCCCCGCCCAUCCGUGUAUCCGACAUGUCUGAAAAGGAGUCAAACUUCAAAUUUGAGAAAGCUAUCUUUGUGACUGAUAAUUGGGUUAUUAUUCACUCUGCAGUCAAGCUACUUCACAUUGGUCUCAUAACAAAAUAG